UGUCUUACGCAGGCGUCUGUGUUACCUCCCACCCCCGUCCUGAUUUUUCACACUUGCUAUCUGGUCACCCCAGCAAGGUGUCACAUGGGCAGGCCCACACCAGGGCAGGCAGGGGGCACCAGCUGCCCCCUUCGUGCAGGAGCCAGCCUGCGCGCGCCCUAGGCUCACGAGAUGGGGCGGGAGGAGGCUCUGCCGAGCUCGGCCCUGUAUGGGCGCAGCGAGGGGAGGAGGAUAGAAGGGUCAUACUAUUGAACAGCCCUUCUCAGCAACCAAUCAGCACCUAGGAGCCCACGCUGCCUUCUGAAGGUAGCCAACCAAAGCCUAGAACUACACGCAGGCGCCUGAAGGACAUCUUCGCCAGCCAAUCAUGUUCCAGGACUAGAAAACAGCGGCCCGGAGUUGCUGUUCUAGGGCCAAUCAGCGCGAAGCUGUGAAAGAUUCGCUUUCCCCAGCCAAUCCGUUGUUCAGGGUCGCCCUGCGCUCCUGGAGCGCCUCGGGCGCCCCAGCCAAUCAGCUCCCCGGUAGCGUCUGCGUCACCUCCGCCGCCGAGAAGAUGGCCCAGAGGCUCGCGCUGAGGAGGUUUCUAUCCAUCUCCCCCAAAAAGCUCUCUGUGCUUCCUGUGUCGAUCCUCUCCAAGGUGUCAGCAGCACCAUGCUACCCUAGAUCACUUGUCCCUCUUACCCAGAUUACUGUGCCUGCUUCCAUUAGGACAUUUUCUACCACACCUGUCUGCAGGGCCACUUUUAACAUCCAGGAUGGGUCUGACUUCCAGGACAGAGUUGUGAACAGCCAGAAGCCGGUGGUGGUAGAUUUUCAUGCACAGUGGUGUGGCCCCUGCAAGAUCCUGGGCCCCAGGUUAGAGAAGAUGGUGGCCAAGCAGCAGGGGAAGGUGCUGAUGGCAAAAGUGGACAUUGAUGAUCACACAGACCUGGCCAUUGAAUAUGAGGUCUCAGCUGUGCCGACUGUACUGGCUAUGAAGAAUGGAGACGUUGUGGAUAAGUUUGUGGGGAUAAAGGAUGAGGAUCAGCUUGAGGCCUUCCUUAAGAAACUCAUUGGAGCCUGAACAAGAGAAGCCUGCACCCAGGCCUCUGGAUUUGGUCAUGUUGCAAGUUCUCUUGCCAGGGGAGGCGUGAAGCAAAACUGAACUGACUUGUAGAAUCUGUGCCCUUUUUUCUGUGUAGGUGUGGCCCAUCUUCUCCUCUGGAGCAGCAGUAGUCCUGAACAAUUCUGAGGGAUGGUGAGAAGUAAGGCCGCUCAUCCUCAAAGUGGGUGGGAGAAGCUGGAAUUGGGCUUCCGUCUGUCAGCAAAGAACUGGCAGUGGGGAAAGCGGGACAGCUGCUGAAUUAGAGUUGUGUUUAUCAGUGUCUGUACUAUCCAGACCCAGAGCAGUGGGUGGUUGCUCUCUGCAGGAUGUGGACACAUAUUUGCUCUGGGUGGGUUUGUUAAAAUCAGGGAUUGCUCUGCUUCAUCCAUGAUACCUGCAUCCUUGUCCUCAUGUUGCUGGAACAAGUAUGAAUCCUCUGUGGCUCCUUGAGCCUAUGCCACACUCUCCCCUGCUGCUGAUUUAUGAAGAGAAACAUUUUUUGGGGGGCGGGGGGGAGUUUGUAGGUCUGUAAUAAAGAGAACUUUAUUAAUCA
Molecule: messenger RNA, 1637 nt
Organism: Dermochelys coriacea (leatherback sea turtle)
Lineage: Eukaryota; Metazoa; Chordata; Testudines; Dermochelyidae
Gene: TXN2
Product: thioredoxin 2
Exons: 4
Coding region: 554-1063 (169 amino acids)
Biological process (GO): cell redox homeostasis
Cellular component (GO): mitochondrion
Molecular function (GO): protein-disulfide reductase activity
Source: RefSeq, a predicted model, not a curated record